Messenger RNA from Symbiodinium sp. CCMP2592, 777 nucleotides. NCBI's taxonomy places the organism in Eukaryota, Dinophyceae, Suessiales, Symbiodiniaceae. The record is from the annotation of a GenBank genome assembly.
AUGCUGCGCAUCACACUGCUCUCCGGGAAAGAUGUGGCAAGCCUUCCCCUCGAGGAACUUAGCGAUGUGAAGGCACUGAAGCAGCGAUUGUACGAGCAACACGGCCUGCCGCCGCGCUUUAGGCAGAGGUUUCUUCACGAGGAAAACACUUUGGAGGAUGCCGUCACAUUGGCUUCUGUGAUGGAAUCACAGGCAGGUCACGGGGACGCGACUUUGAGUGAAGCUGUCAAUCCGGACGCCGUGAUGGAUCUGCGAGUGUUGAUCUUGGAGUUCUCCGACGUCUCUCACGGCCAGCGGAUACAGCUUACUGACGCGGCCAGGGCUGGCAUUGUGGAUGAGGUCGAAUCUCUGCUGCAGCUGCCCAUGGACCCGGAUGCUGUGCUCAAUGAGGAUCUCCAUACGCCUUUGAUGCAUGCAUCUGGGAAUGGCCACGUUGAUGUCGUCCGACUUCUACUGGAGGCCGGUGCCCAGAAGGACGCGCUCGACUGCGACGGCACCACUGCGCUGAUAUGGGCAGCACAUGACGGUCGUGAUGCAGUAGUGCAGGUUCUUCUUGAGUCCGGUGUUCAGACGGAUAUUAGUGACUGUAUCGGCUGGACAGCGCUGAUGUGUGCGGCAACAAACAGUUUUCCUGAAAUCGUCAGGUUGCUCCUGGCGGCCGGUGCUCGCAGGGAUCUCUGUAGCGAGACCGGCCAGACAGCGCUGAUGCUGGCAGCGGACGAAGACGCGGAUGCCGAAGUCCUCCGACUGCUGCAAACGGUCGCAGAGGAUCCGUGA